Messenger RNA from Halichondria panicea, 1624 nucleotides. RefSeq names its product formylglycine-generating enzyme-like. The record is from RefSeq and is a predicted model, not a curated record. Bases 160 to 1245 code for a protein of 361 amino acids. The transcript has a single exon. Lineage: Eukaryota; Metazoa; Porifera; Demospongiae; Suberitida; Halichondriidae. Gene Ontology annotation, cellular component: endoplasmic reticulum.
UCUUGUACCUACUGGGUCUGGGUAUAGCUAGCUUCGAGGGGUCCGACACUCCGUGAAAUCUUGUACACCUACUUUUGAAAUCUGAAGGUUCCCCUUCAGUUGCACUUUGGUAGCUAGUAUUUCUUCAAGCUUUGAGCUGAGUUCGAGUAAGGAGUGUCAAUGCAGUCCUGCCUAGCCUGGAGCAUGGAGGUGAAGCUGAAGUGGACCUUGUGUUGCAUUCUUCUUGCUACCCUGUCUCCUACUGGUGGAGUGGAUCCUGAAGAUAGCUGUGAUGCUGACAACGAAAGCUGCUCGGAUGCAAACAGAAAAAGUCAACUAAACAAAGACAUGGAACAGGCCAGCAGAACAAAAGAAACAUUAUCCAAGAGAUUUGAUAAUAUACCAAACACCUACACGAAUGAGCUAGUGCUAAUUCCAACUGGGGUAUUCACAAUGGGCACUGACGAUGCAAUCCUUCCUCAAGAUGGCGAGGGACCUGCCCGAAGAGUGAAGAUUACUGAGUUUUACAUCAACAAGUACGAAGUAAGCAAUGCUGAGUUUGCUCAGUUUGUGAAGGAAACAGACUACAUCACUGAAGCGGAGAAAUUUGGAGACUCGUUUGUUUUUGAUCAGCUCCUAUCAAAUGCGACAAAAUCAGAAAUAACUCAAGCUGUGAAGGAUGCUCCAUGGUGGCUACCGGUCAAAGGAGCAUCAUGGCAUCACCCUGAUGGUAUGGAUUCUAGUAUUGAAGAUCGUUGGGACCAUCCAGUUGUGCAUGUGUCUUGGAAUGAUGCAGUAGCCUAUUGCAAAUGGGCUGACAAUGGUAGACUGCCGACUGAAUCGGAAUGGGAGUAUGCAGCAAGGGGUGGUCUCGAGGGACGUCUGUUUCCAUGGGGAAACAAACCCACCCCUAAAGGAGAACAUUGGAUGAAUAUUUGGCAGGGAGAAUUCCCCACAAACACUCUAGUGGAUGGUUACCUUGGCACUGCACCUGUAGGCUCGUAUCCCACCAACAGGUAUGGAUUGCACAACAUGGCUGGCAAUGUGUGGGAGUGGACAGCUGAUUGGUGGUCUAUACGACACAGUGGGGAGCCGGUUACUGACCCCACAGGACCACCCAAAGGUACGGACAAGGUGAAGAAAGGAGGGUCUUAUCUCUGCCACAAGAACUAUUGUUACAGGUACAGAUGUGCUGCAAGGAGUCAGAACACACCAGACAGCUCAGCUUCUAACUUAGGGCUGAGAUGUGCUAAAACUGUUGGAUAGUGUUUAACAUUUACAUGCAUGCAACCCAUUCAUGUUUUUGUUCGGUCUUGUUACUCUUGUUUAAUACGACAUUGUGUGAGUGAUAAUAUGUAGCAGAGUAUGGAAAUCCAUACACGUAUAAUUUUAUAACAACUUGUUAAUAACUAUAGUGUAGAUGUGAGAUGCUUGUUGGUGCAUACAUGUUAUACCUUACAAUUUAAACCAUAAUUUGCUGCUGUUAAGUUGUACUUUGGACUCUAGCAUUUAGCCUCACUAUUGUUAAACAUUUCCUCUCUUUGUUCUGUGAGCCCCACCCAGGGCCUCCAUCACUGUACUUUGUGCUCCUGCAGCCAUUUUUGUACUCACUUUGCUCUCUAUCUAAGAAUUGUUGGCACAGCAA